AUGAAGCUGAUGUUUCAGCGUUUGUGUCCGGACUACAUCGCGACGGCGCGCCCAGAAAGAUCCCGGUGCGAAUGUGGUCGUGACGAAGCUUUCUUGCGGGUAACUCAUGGUCGAGCGAGACAAGUUAAAAUCAUUGCGGAGGGGAUGGAGGGGAUGAGGCCCAUUGCCAUCCUUAUACUCCUAACAUUCGGUCGCCCCUCCAUUCUUCAGGGCGCAGAAUCGGAGAUUGAGCGACUUCGCCAUCGUCCCGAGCUCCAGUCCCCUCGGCCUCCGGGCCUAUGGUUUGUCUCCUCCGGUGCGGGUUUGGCGAGUUCGGGCAAGACUCCGGCGGGGACUAACGCUCCGGCGGGGCCGACAACAAAGUCAAGCAAGCCUUUUGAGUUGCGUCUGUUCGCCGGAACUGGAGCUCCCCCGCAUAAAGGACCUGAGUUUAAUGUGGAGUCCCGAACUUCCAUAUAUAACAAUGGGAUGGGUCUCGUCGAGAAGUUCCUCCCUAAGGAUGAUCGCUUUGCGGCGCUACUGUUGUAUGGGAUGGUUUUCUCGACCUGUUUCAACGGCUAUGAUGCGGGUAUCAUGACGGUCAUCCUGGCCGACAAGCAGUUCAUUCAAUACUAUGGCAUCAAUGAUAGCAAGUCCGGGCUGGUGGCCACUAUUCCCUGGGCAAUGACAGGAAUUGCCCAGCUCUGGCUUGGAGGCACGCUGGCUGGCUGGCUUGGCCGCCUGUGGGCGCUGCGACUCUCCAUCUGCAUCAUGAUUAUCGGAGUAGUAGUCGAGGUCGUCCCCAACAGCUUCGGCGUCCUCAUUCUGGGACGGCUUCUCACAGGUCUGGGCUUCGGCUGCGUCUACAUCGCAUCAAACCUCUACGUCGCGGAAUGUGCGCCCACCAAGCUCCGAGGCAGCUUCGUCGGCACAGUCUCCCAGUUCGGCUACCAGCUAGGCACACUAAUCGCCUUCUGGGCCGGCUAUGGCAUGUCCUUCCACAAGUCACCCUACAACAUUGCCUGGCGGGUCUCAAACAUUAUUCAGAUUCCUAUUGGCAUUGCCUUCAUCUUUGUCUCAUUCUGGUACCCCGAAAGCCCACGCUUCAUGCUGGAGAAGUACCCGGAGACGCCUGAGCGUGCUCUCAAGGUGCUCUGUCGGCUGAGGUCCGGCGCUCCAACUGACGAGCGUAUCCGAACUGAGUUUCAUGAACUUGUUGCCUCGUAUGAGUUCCGUCGAAGAUAUGAUCCGGGAUAUAUGGGUCUUCUCAAAAGCAAGAGCAUGCGGAAGCGUCUUGCGUAUGGAUUUUACGCCGCGGGUCUUCAGCAGUGCGGAGGUAUUGCCUCUCUCACUAUGUAUGCGACCCUGAUCUACCAAAGUCUCGGAUGGAACGCGGGCUCGCAGGCUCUCUCCAUCAACGGAAUCCAAGCCGUUCUACAACUCCUGAUCGUCCUUGUGAAUACCUUCACCGUGGAAAGAUUCGGCCGACGAGGUCUUUUGCUCGCCGGGUUUGCGAUCCAGUCACUUGCGCUCCUCAUCCUGUCGUGUCUGACCACCGCAUUCCCUACGAACGGCAACAAGCCAGCCGCAGUCGUGGAGGUGGCCAUGCUCUUCAUCGUUGGUUUGACGUAUUGUUGGUCGAACGGUCCCAUUGCUGCGACGGUGGUAUCGGAGAUUUUCCCUCAACAUGUCCGGGACAAGGGGUUCGGUCUCUCUAUGCUUGGUCAGACUUGCUGGCUGAUUCUGCUCACGGAAUCGUGGCCUGACUUCAACGCCAAAGUCGGUGGACACAGCUAUUGGCUGCUCUUUGGGCUAAAUGUGGCUGCCGGGAUUUCCGUAUAUUUUAUUCUCCCCGAGACCAAGGGCAUCUCUCUUGAGCGUAUGGAGAAGAUAUUCGGGGGACUGGACUUUGUCGAGGCUGGAGAACAUGAAUCGGACACAGAGAAACGCGAGGCCUUGGCCCUGGUCACAGAGGGCGAGAAGGCACCGGCUGCGCACGUAGAGAAUAUCGCCCAGGAUAUUUCUUCUCAGGGACCGGAGAGAUCCCCAGCUUGA
Messenger RNA from Penicillium lagena, 2034 nucleotides. RefSeq lists its product as uncharacterized. Gene Ontology annotation, biological process: transmembrane transport; carbohydrate transport. Gene Ontology annotation, cellular component: membrane. The record is from RefSeq and is a predicted model, not a curated record. The transcript is spliced from 9 exons. Gene Ontology annotation, molecular function: carbohydrate:proton symporter activity. NCBI's taxonomy places the organism in Eukaryota, Fungi, Ascomycota, Eurotiomycetes, Eurotiales, Aspergillaceae. Bases 1 to 2034 code for a protein of 677 amino acids.